AUGAAAGUUCAUCAAAAAUACAGAAGUAUGUGGAGUCAAUCUUACACGCCAAUAAUAACUUCAGAUAUCAUGUCACCUACCCUUACUGAGAGACAACAAAGUCAACGCUUAAUACCUAUAGUUGAACUGCCUAUAGUUGAAUCCACCCAAAGUCGACAUUCAACCUCAUCUAUAGUUGAACUCACCUGA
Molecule: messenger RNA, 189 nt
Organism: Funneliformis geosporum
Lineage: Eukaryota; Fungi; Glomeromycota; Glomeromycetes; Glomerales; Glomeraceae
Source: the annotation of a GenBank genome assembly